This is a messenger RNA of Micropterus salmoides (largemouth bass), 2458 nucleotides long. It is a transcript of the gene foxj2, whose product is annotated as forkhead box J2. Gene Ontology annotation, cellular component: nucleus. Gene Ontology annotation, molecular function: RNA polymerase II cis-regulatory region sequence-specific DNA binding; DNA-binding transcription factor activity, RNA polymerase II-specific. Gene Ontology annotation, biological process: regulation of transcription by RNA polymerase II. Lineage: Eukaryota; Metazoa; Chordata; Actinopteri; Centrarchiformes; Centrarchidae. The transcript is spliced from 10 exons. The record is from RefSeq and is a predicted model, not a curated record. Bases 268 to 2091 code for a protein of 607 amino acids.
GAAGGAGAGAGGGAGGGAGAGAGAGAAAAAGGAAGCUCUCCGAUAAGUUUUUGUGUGUAUUUGUCCAAAGUUACUUUCACAAAGCAAAGGAAUGAUUGGAGGCCUUGUAGGGAUCAGCAUGCCGAAGAGAGAGAUCUGAAGGCAAGGACGGACUCCGGCUUGUCAGCAGUUGUGCACAGCUGAUGACAACAUCAGAUAUUAACACUUUCUAAGGCCUUGGGCCUCGAGUGGCUACAGAGAGACCCUGGUCAGCGAUAAAGAGAGACGAUGUCCUCUGACUUGGACUCCAGUCUCACCAGUAUUGACUGGCUACCUCAGCUGGGAAUCAGCAGCCUGCGCUCCGGGAGAGAGAGAGGAGGAGGAGGAGGGGAGAGGGACAAGAAGAAAGACCAAGCGAGGGAGAGGGGAGACUUGCUACCCUCUGUGCCGGACCCCUCCCUUUCAAACUCCAAGGGGAAACCCCCUCACAGCUAUGCCACUCUCAUCGCCAUGGCAAUAGCAGCUGCACCUGAGAGGAAGUUGAGUUUGAAUGACAUCUACACCUGGAUCAGUGACACUUUCCCCUACUACAGCCGAGCUGGUCGUGGAUGGAAAAACUCCAUUCGGCAUAAUCUGUCCCUUAACAAAUGCUUCAGGAAGGUUCCUCGGCCACAGAGCGACCCCGGCAAGGGUUCCUAUUGGACGAUGGAUGGACCCCCAGAGGUGAAUCAAGUGAGGGCGCCUAAACGUCCCUAUCCAGAGGAGCAAGAGGAGAGGCAGGAUGUUCCUGAAGUACCGGGGACACAAGCAGAGAGAGGACCCUCUCCUCAUCAACCACAGCCAACCUCCCACACGGACCACCAGCACCUUGACACGGAGCCACUGGGAGCCGUCCAGCAACAGUCAGCCCAGGCUGCCUCCCUCUCUCCUCCCCCAUGCAAGCAACCCUCACCUUACAUGCCAGACCCCGUGUCCAGCUUCUCUACCCCUCACCCAUCUCUCUCUCCUUCAGCUGAGCUCCCACCUGCCGCCCCCAUGUCCUCCAUCAAUUCUUUCCCACUUCCCCAUCCACCCGGCCCCACUUUUCCCAUCCCCACCCCCUCUGCUACACAUCUAUCUGCACCUUCUACAGCUGCUCCCUCUUUCUCUAAUGCCACUCUGUCCUUUCCUGCCAUCUCAGGGCCCGUACCUGUUUCCACUUUCUCCUGCACCCCUAACUCGGUGCCUGUGUCUGUUUGCACUGUGUCAGGAGCCACUCACUCUUCUGUAUCGGUUGUCCCUCCUGUUGUCUCAUUAACCUCCUCCACUGAUCCUCCGCUCCGUUUCACCUUUGAUGAGAUGAAUUUACCAGACUUGUACGCAUCUUUCAAGUCUCUCUUCAAGACCAUGCGAGAGAGGGGAGGUUCACAGUCGGAUGUUGCUCCCCUGGCUGGCCUGAGCAAUGACACUACCCCACUGCACACUCCAACUCUGCUACCAAUGUCUCCUCACCCUGCACCUGCACCACCUCCACCAGCUGCACACCCUCAUGAGACAGAGCGCGUUUCGCAAUGCACUGUGCCGCCUGACUGGUUCAGUAACCCAGAUUCUCUGAAGGAGAGCUUCCGCAUCGCCAGCCAUCUAGACUGGGCAAACAUAGACCUCUCUGGGCACCCAGAUCUGCUGGAGAGCAUGCGCCAGGCGGAGCUCUGCGACUGGGCCCUGGACCCGGCGCUCUUCACUUCUCUGUGUGACUCUCUGAACCGCUUCUUCACUCAGAAAGGCAUGAUCACCCCUGGGAAUAGCUCCCCACUCGCCCUCGGUGCACCUCACUCCUUACAUGUCCCACCAUUCACCACCAAUCCACCUCCUACCCUUUCCAGCCUCAUUCACCCCUCCCCCCUCCCCUACUCUCCCAUAGUUCAUCCCGCCAGUGGAGCUCAGCCGCCACGGAGGGCUCUGCACAUGCAGGGACAGGGACUUCAAAGACCACAGCUAACGCAACCUACAAACUCAGCCGCUGGGCUGCAGCCUCAGUCUAUGACACCACGACAGCGUCCUCCAUUAAAGAAUCUGCACAGCAACAGUGAGGAGUUCCAGGACGACUUUGACUGGGAUUCUCUGCUCGUUUGACCCUCAGUGUCUGUGUGGCGAAACAACCAAGACUGAACUUUUCAGAGAAAUUUGACUGCGCUAAACUCUGUGAAGACGCUGGGUCGCCGUUACGCAUCUUGAAGCUUCUCUGAGAGCAAGUUUGGGAUCAAGUGUGUCACAUGACUGAACGCUGUAUUUCAAGGUUGAAAGAGUUGUAGAUGUUUUUUCACCUUUAUUCAAAUUCAUGUGCUGUAAUAACUUUUGUUUAGCUUUUCUUCUCCAGUUAAUUGGCAGGGUGUUUUUUUCCUGUUGGAUUGUAGAUUUAUAAACGUGUUCACCAUAGAAAAUAAAGUGUAAAUUUAUUUUUGUCACUAUUGAAAUCUGUAAAAAAAAAAAAAAAAAAAAA